CCUUUUUGUCUUUCACAAGUUGUCUUUUAGCCGUGCGUCUGUUGGUGUGGUAACAUCGAGUUCUUUGUGAAGGCCGUGCCUACCAUUGUUACUUAGCAUCGUUUAUUAACUUGACACUUUGGGUCGCGCAUAAAUUAGUUUCUCUUUUCACUUCACAUUCAGAGUGUUAAAGUCGUCGUAAGUCACAGUAUCUACAGACUCUCCAGAAAGUUAUUAAGUUUCUGAAACAAGAAGACCAAAAUGGAGUUGUGUGUACCUAUGUUGUUGGUUGUUAUGGUAACUCAGAUGUGUUUCCUCACUCACGCUCAGUUCGGGAGGUCUUCAUUUACAUUUCACGCACCAGUAUCAGGCUCACAGCUGAAUGCCAGAAUGCAACAGAGGUUAGCCUCAAGGACCAAGACAGAAGAUCAAAGUCGUUUACAAGCAACUAACCAGCAAGACUCAAUCAGCUUGACACCGCAACAGUUACUCAAAGUGGACAGUUUAAGACUUCGUGGUCAGAGGACGUCAGAUCUGCCCCGCCAAACAGGUCUUCAAGACCAAGCUCAAAGUGACACCUAUCUUCUCGGCCAGACAGACUCCGCACCACCUCCGAGCCGACGUUCCCAGAACUUUGAUAAUCUACGAGGUCAGCAAAGUCUCCCUGAGCGACAAGAGCUUCAGAGAAGGCAGUUCCAGGAACAGAUGUCCUCCUCCUACGGAGAGGAUCCCUAUGCCCAGCAACCAAGGAGUCAGAAGCCUGUUGCCCAACAAAGGCAGUCGAUUCGUAGCUCUCUGAAGCAGAAGUACUUCCAAGAUUUACCCUCCUGGCAAAACGCUGGUGAUUCCCGGGGAAUCCCACAAUCAGUCCAGACGCAAUACUCCGAUCAGAUUCCCAUGAAUGAUCCUUCCACUGUACAAGAUCAAGGAAUGAAACAAAAUUCCUAUCCUUCUAGGUUACAAGACCAGUACAACAUGGACGCACCUCAGCAAUCUUUUCAAAAUUCUAAGCAGAGUCAGUAUUUAAGCAAAAAUCAACCAAUUAAUCCAAACCAGUACUUAAUUGUAAGUGAUCACCCUCAAAAUACAGGACCCUUCACUAGCGGCGUUAAUCAAGUCUACGAUCAUAUGCCUGUUGGGGGGCAGUUUGCAGAUCAGUUGCCCGCGUCAGCUUCGUCUCUCGCUUCAGAGUCUAUGUCAUACCGACCACGAAUGUCAGACAUGCAGUCACAGCAAAUGAUGUCCAGUGGACUGUCUAGAUCCUCUGCAGACAUCCAGACACUUCAGCAGCAUAUCUCUCAGUACCCUGGACAACAAUCUCAGUACAACGGGCAACAAUACUUAGAUCGCCAAUCCCAGUUUGCAGAUCCUUCGUCACCGUUCUUGGGGCAACAGUCGCAGUAUGCUGGGCGAUCCAUGGGUGGUCAAUACAUGUCAGGUUCUCAGGCGUCUUCAAUGUCAUCACAGAGUGGGUACCCACAGCCUGGAGCACAGGACAUGAUAAGUGGUCCAGGCGGCUCUGGUUUAGCGUAUGACCAGCAGCCAAUGUCAAGUCAGACCAGUAUGUCCGGAGCCUCAGCAUCAGCGAUGGGCGGACCAUCAUCUGGAAUCGUCGCUACCAGUGGUUCUAUUAAUGCACCGCCAGCUUUAGGAAGUUCGUCGUCUGCAAUAGGUGCUUCUGCUUCUGGAAUGACAUCAGUAGGUGGAGCCUCUUCCGGAAUAGGGGGUAUUGCUGGAUCGUCAGCAGGGGGAGCUUACUCCGGAACAGGAGCAAUUUUAAACACCUCAACAGUUCGCCCAGUGGCCGGAUAGUCUGUAGAGGUCUUGAACCAUCUUCACCGAACACCCCUAACACCUGCAUCUAGACAUCUAACUGGACCACGACUUGUAGCGCCUCGUGUGGAUCACCACGGACACGCCAAACUGUGAGUGUCACCAUGUUUCCACAUGCCAUCACUCGCUCUGGACAAAACUUAGGACGCCAGAGAAAUAGAGCGACAGUUUAAAAUUUAAAACAAAACCUAAUAUCACAUGUGUUUGGUGAACCCAAAAUAACCAUAGUAGACCCAAUGGUCCAGUUAACUAAUUCUUAAAAUAGUCCCUCCUAUUAUAUUAAUUUAUAUGUAUUUAAAUUUGGAACAUAUAUACAGGUCAUAAUUAUUAGUUAUUUAAAUAGGUUGCCAUUUUAAAGGUUUAGAAUAUAUAUAUAUAUAUAAAGUUUGGGGAAGUAUAUUAAAAGAAAAGUAUAAAUAUUAUUAUUAAUUGAAAUAGUAUUUAUUUACAUAUAUAAAAAAAGGAUAAAUUGUAUAAAUAAACUGUAAUUAAUUUGUAAUUAUUGAUGUGCAUUUAUAAGCUCCUUAAUUUGAUUGAUAUAAUGUUCACAUUGUAUGUUAAUGUUGAUAAAUAAACCAGAUGCACAUAUUGUUA
Molecule: messenger RNA, 2406 nt
Organism: Biomphalaria glabrata
Lineage: Eukaryota; Metazoa; Mollusca; Gastropoda; Planorbidae
Product: protein lingerer-like
Exons: 7
Coding region: 241-1791 (516 amino acids)
Source: RefSeq, a predicted model, not a curated record